GAGGGUGGCGGAGUCCGGACUUGUGGUGUGGUGCAUGCCUUGCCGGGCGGGCCAGUUGAGUCGUGACCUCUGUAGGGUGUGCCGAGAAGGGCUGCAUCGCGCUCGGCUAACUGGCUUGUCUGGGUGGCUGAUUGGCUGGCUGACUGGCUCCAUCUAGUUACCACCAUCAAGAGAGAUAGUUUCCUUAUCAUCCUUGGUCGCCAGUUUCCCGACGCAAGUGCAGAGGCUACAUGAUGACUUCUUGAAACAUAUCCUUUGCGUAGACGCCGUAGAGGAAGCAACAAGGCGUAUUCCCGCGCACACGGCUCUGUUAUCUGAGUACUGUUUAUGCCACGUUGAGACAGUCAUGUAGGGGCCUAAGGAAGAAGCCUUGAGCGCUGUGCUGUGCUGUGUUGAGCUGUGUCCACACGCCAACACGCCGGAAAGGACAAGUUGAGGUGUAGACGAUGUCGCUUUGGUCAACAUCGGCGAGGGGGGCAGCGCGGCGUCCUGAGGCACCCCGCCCUCGGCCCUCCUGCCUCCUGCUUGUUGUGGGCGUCCUGCUGGCCCUCCCGUCCCUCGCAGCCGCCCAGUACAAGACGGAGAGGGCGCCCUUCAAUGAGUUUCUCAAUUACGGGAAGAAAAUACUCAAGCCCGGAGAUGAAAUAGGAAACGAGAUUAUCAAGUCGAAAGUGGACGUGUUGGGAGAGAUCUUCAAGCAGCACGUGCAUCGCCUCCGUCAGGUCCCCAACCAGCGCAUCGAACUCGUCUUCCUCGUGGACGCCUCGGCUUCGGUGGGCGCGGAGAACUUCUUCAACGAGAUCAAGUUCGUCAAGAAGCUCCUCGCGGACUUCGCCGUCUCCUACAACCAGACGAGGGUGGCCGUCAUCACCUUCUCCAGCAGACACAAGGUCAUCCGCCACAUCGACCAUGUGACUCAAGCCUCAGAGGACAACCACAAGUGUUCGCUGCUGGAGAGGGAGCUGCCCAGGAUCAGGUAUUCAGGGGGCGGCACCUACACCCUCGGGGCCCUGCUGGAGGCACAGAGCAUUAUAGCGCUGGCCAGACCUGAUGCUGUCAAGGCUGUGUUCCUGGUGACGGACGGCUACAGCAAUGGCGGUGACCCCAGACCUGCCGCCGAAUUCUUGCAGGCCCGUGGGGUGCGAAUUUUCACCUUUGGCAUCCGCAAUGGGAACGUCAAGGAGCUGUAUGACAUGGCCUCAGUCCCCAAGGAGGAACACUCAUACAUUCUUGAUUCCUUUGAGGAGUUUGAAGCCUUGGCCAGGAGGGCACUGCAUGAAGAUCUGCACAGUGGUGUGUACAUGUCCCAGGACAGAAGAGCCUGCUUCAAGCUGUGCAAGGGUGGGGAGGCAGGCGGCUGCUGCGACACUUAUGCCGCCUGCACCUGCGGGACACACACCGGCCAGUUUGCCUGCACCUGUCAGGAGGGUUACUACGGGAAUGGUCUGCGCGGCAACUGCAGGCCAUGUCCAGCUGGUACAUACAAGGAUGUGCAGGGGCCAGGAGAUGUGUCAUCCUGCAUCCCAUGUCCUGACACACACAUGCUGAGUGCCAUGGGCUCAACCUCGCUUCACCAAUGCUACUGCAAACGUGGCUAUACUCAGAUUGGGAUGAAGUGCACCAGGAUGCAAUGCCCACAUCUCACACCUCCUGAGAAUGGCUACUUUGUGCGCAACACCUGCAGCAAUGUGGUGAAUGCAGCGUGUGGCAUCCGCUGUAACCCCGGCUACACCCUGCAGGGCUCCUCCAUCAGGCUGUGUGGCGAGGACGGGACCUGGAGUGGUGGAGACGCCCAGUGUGUCAUGAAAUCUUGCCAGGAGCUCCACGCCCCAGCCAACGGGAUCCUGAAGUGUUCCCAAGAGCGGACGACCAUCGACACCGAGUGCACCUUCACCUGUGACCCGGGCUUCCAGCUGGUGGGUUCCAGGGUGAGGACAUGCCUGCCCGUAGCCAUGUGGGACGGCAUUCCAGCCUACUGCAAACCCAUCUUCUGUCCCAGCCUGCCACCCAUCCACCAUGGCAGAGUCAGCCCGGCCACCUGUGCCUCUUCCAAGCCCAAGUACGGACUCAACUGUGAAUUUUUAUGUGACUCGGGUUACCAGCUGAAGGGUCCCAAGAAGACCAGCUGUGUCAGCCUUGGCAUUUGGUCUGCCGGCCUCAAGGCUUCCAGGUGCAUUGAUGUGACCCCUCCCGUCAUCCAGUGUCCUGCCAACCAGACGGUGGCCACAGAGCCCCAUGAGAGCUAUGCCUUGGUGAACUGGGAUGGCCCUUCAGUCACAGACAACUCUGGAGGUCACAUUGGCUUGGCAUCCAUUCCUGUGACCACCCAGCCCAUGAAGCUUGGCAUUGGGAGGCACACCAUCAAGUACCUGGCCAAGGACAAGAUGGGCAACAGAGCCUCAUGCCAGUUCUCCAUCACAGUCCUGGAUGAGGAGCCGCCGCGGGUGGACGAGUGUGAGUCGCCGCCAAUCUUCCUGUCCCAUGAGGAUGACGUGGAUGUGUACUGGGAGGAGCCGAUCUUCUCCGACAACUCUGGCAAGAGGGUGCAGGUGAGCAAGUCGCUAGAGCCCGGGCAGUUCCCUCAGGGCGACACUCUGGUGGAGUACUGGGCCGUGGAUGAGGCGGGCAACUCAGCCACCUGCAACAUCACCAUCACCGUUCAGAGACAUGCUUGCCAGCUGCCUGUGGACCCCAUCAAUGGUGCUGCCAACUGUACCGAGAAUCCUGAUGCCAUUUUCUGCACCCUCACUUGUUAUGAUGGUUAUGCCUUUGCCAUGAGACCACAGCAGGACUACUUCUGUGCCUAUGAUGGUGUCUGGCUCCCUGAUGACAACCCAGUGCCCUUCCCAGACUGCUCAGUGACUUCAAUAUCAAACAGCAUUGCCCAGGAAGGUGAACUGGCCCUGGAGGAUGACGGCUCAGUGUGCGAUGACAUCUUCCUCAUGGGGCAGGUGGAGAACCAGCUGGAGAAGAAGUUGGAGGAAGCUCUCAACACAAAGUGCAACGAGGAUGUGGUUUGUGAGGUGGCUGCUGUGGAAGCCGUGUGUGAGGAGAUCUUGGCUGAGGCAGAGGAGGAAUUCAACACCAUUGGCUUUUAUAGGAGGAAAAGAUCUAUUGCUGGGGCGUCUCUAAUCCCAUCUUGGCCUGGUGGUAGUCAGGACCCUCUCGAGGCUGGGUGGAGGUACUGGUUCAGGGGCUCUGACACUCACCUCAAAAGGAUCAGGAGAGAGACUCUGGAUCUAAGUAGCCUUGGGGACAUGGAUGACCUGACGAGGCACAAGCGACAGUUUGGGUUUUCACUGGACCACCUUCUCCUUGGUGAGGGUCAGGCUACCACCACCACAGCUGCAACUCCAGUGACACAGCAGACAGACAGCAACAAGAUUGGCGCCCUCAUUGAUCUCAUAUCCCGGUCAAUGGCUUCUGAUGUUGGUGCCGUGCAUUUCACCACCUUCCUCGCCAACCUGCGGGCACGAGAUGGUGACUUCUCCUCUGAAGACUUCAUGACAGCAUUCUCUGAAGAGUUUGGAGAGGAUAAACUUACUGCCUUGAGGGAGCUAGCUGGAGGGAAGCUGGGAUUAAUUGGCUUCUCUGCAAAUCAUUCCACUUUCUCUUCCUCUUCCUUCUCUUCCUCUUCCAUCUCGUCCUCCUCCUCCUCUUCCUCUUUCUCAAGCAGCCACAGUGUUGAGUCUGGAUCCCAUGAUGGCUCAGAGCAACGUCCAACAAUCACCAAAAAGACCUUCAAAGUGCAGUUCAAAGUAGAAGGCCACGGAUCAGGAGCCACAGACCAGCUGCAGGAUGCCUUGGGGGAGCUGCUGCAGGCGGCUGAGUCAGGCCAGCUUGAUAUUGACUAUGGAGAGCAACAGUUGCGUGUGGCCGCCAUCCGCCUGAGAGAGGACAUGGAGUACAUCUGUGAGGCCGGCAGCAUCUCAAGAGAUGGCAAGUGUGUGAAGUGUCCUGUGGGAACCUUCUUCAAUGUGAUCCUGCGGGAGUGCCAGCCAUGUCCCCAGGGUUCCUUCCAGCCAGAAGAGGGUCAAGUGUCCUGUCUUGUGUGUCCUGCCAACACCUCCACCAAGGCUGGAAGUGCCAAGAGUGACGCUGACUGCAAAGCCCAGUGCCUACCAGGAACAUUCUCCAAGGAUGGUCUUGAGCCGUGCACCACCUGUGAGCAAGGCCAGUACCAGGAUGAGUACGCCUCCCUCACCUGUGCCAGCUGUCCUCACGGCACCACCUCUUGGCGCCGCGGCACCUGGGUCAUCGAUGAGUGCCGCCCCAUGUGUCUUGCUGGCCAGGUGUCUGAAACUGGACUAGAACCUUGUUACCACUGCCCUCCAGGACACUUCCAAGACCAAGAGGGACAAAAAGAAUGCCUCAGGUGUCCUGGCGAGGGAUCCACUCCAGGCAGAGGAACUGCCUCCAUGUAUGAUUGUGAGGGAGUGUCCUCAAACAGCCAGGCAGCCUACAACACCCUGGAGGCUGUGCCAAUCAAUGACUGCUUCAGUGAGCCCUGCCACAAUCAGGCCACCUGUGUCUCCAUGGCCUCAGGUUACGUGUGUGAGUGUGCCCCAGGCUACUCAGGCCAGCAGUGUGAGAUGGAGGUCAAUGAGUGUGAGAGUGAGCCAUGCUUUAACAAUGGCACCUGCACUGACCAGCUCAACAGCUUUAACUGCAGCUGUCCACUGGGCUUCUCAGGAGUUCAGUGUGAGGUGAACAUCAAUGAGUGUGACCCUGACCCCUGCCAAAACGGUGCUACAUGUAUUGACCUCAUAGAUGCCUUCAAGUGUGUUUGUGUGUCAGGCUACACAGGUGAGGUGUGUGAUAUAGACAUUGAUGAGUGUGCAGCAAAUCCCUGUGCUGAGGGGGCCACCUGUCAGGACCUGCACAACGACUUCACCUGCGUCUGUCCACCGGGAGACACUGGCCGGUUCUGUGAGACUCACAUCAAUGAGUGUGAGUCAUCACCUUGCCUCCAUGGCCUGUGCCUUGAUCAGGUCAAUGAAUUCAAGUGUGUGUGUGAGCCAGGCUACACCGGGACCACCUGUGAGGAGAAUGUAGACGAGUGUGCCUCACAGCCCUGCCAAAACGGUGCCACAUGUAUUGAUGGGCUCAGUGAAUUCUCCUGCACCUGCCCACCUGGAUACUCUGGCCCAUACUGUGAGAAUGAAAUGCCAACUGACUUCCUUCUGGAGUUCCCCUCAUCUGGCAUCCUUGAUUAUGCAUCUCUGGAGGGUUUCUCACAAACCUUGGACAGUGUCUCCCUGUGUCUGUGGAUGAAGACUGAUGAUGUCAACAAUUACGGCACACCCUUCAGCUACGCCACCGACACACACGACAAUGCUCUCACCCUCACAGAUUACAGCGGGUUUGUGGUUUAUGUGAAUGGAGAGAAGCAAGUAACUGAUGUACGAACGAAUGACGGCCUGUGGCACUUGGUGUGUGUUACCUGGGCCUCAGUGGAUGGUGCCUGGGCCAUAUACCUUGAUGGCCUCCAGAAGGACAGUGGCACUGGCCUGGCAAAUGGCACUACCAUUGAGGGCCAUGGCAUGCUGGUGGUGGGGCAGGAGCAGGACCAUCGGGGUGGAGGGUACAGUCCCCAGGAGAGCUUUGUGGGCCAGGUGACGCUGGUCAAUGUGUGGGCUGAACUGCUCCCUCCUGACCAGAUCUUCCGCACCUUCACCCGCUGUGACCGAUAUAUUGGGUCGCUGGUUGGGUGGCCAGACUUCCAAUGGGGCAUCAAGGGCCAGGUCGUGGCUCAAGUGUCUUCCUUCUGCCGUGGGUGUGGGGUGCCUCGAGUGCCUGAGGAUGGCACUGUGAAUGGACCAGGGACAGAGGCUGGAAACAUCAUCACAAUCACCUGCAAUGAAGGCUUCAAACAGUACCGUGGCAGCAGCGAGCGAACCUGCCUGGUGUACGGCAGCUGGUCAGGGGAGGAACCAGAGUGCAGGCGUGUGUCGUGCGGCUUCCCAGGACACUUGGUCAAUGGGUAUGUUGAGGGUCGGAGCUACAGUUAUGGCGACACCAUCAUGUUCACCUGUAACCCCGGCUUUAAGCUUAUAGGCGAGGAACAGAGUGUUUGUCAAGCAGAUGGAAAGUGGAGCAACAAGAUUCCCAAAUGUGAUGUGAUCAGGUGUCCCAACCUGAGCACAGGGCCACACACACAGGUCACCACCAGGCUGGCAGACUACAUGCCAACUAAUGAGAUCAGGUUCCAGUGUGAGGAGGGCUACCAGAUGGAUGGACCCGCUUCUCUGACCUGUGGUGGGGAUGGUGAGUGGGACGGCGACACCCCUCAGUGCCAGUCCAGUACCUGUGGGGAGCUGCCCAGCAUAUCCAAUGGGUUCGUUGAGGGAGGUUCCCUUGUGCGGCCCGGGGAGCAGGUGGUGCUAAAGUGUGAGGUGGGCUACAAGCUGAGAGGUGAGCCACUAAUUACUUGCCAAGAGGACUUCACCUGGUCCCGCCCGCUGCCUCGGUGUACCAAGCCAAAGUGCCCCAAGCCACCAGCCGUAGAGAAUGGGGUUGUGAAGGUUCGUGCCUCAUUGACCGCUGAUGGGAGGACUAGUCAGGCAGCCGUGUACAAAUGUGACCGAGGCUAUGUGUUGGUGGGGGCCAAGAGCCUCAUGUGUGGUGAGGAUGAGCAGUGGGAAGGUUCAUGGUCUUUGUGCUUGCCUCCACCUUGCCCAGCCCCAGAAGUGCCUCCUCAUGCUUCAUUGGGAGAGAGGGACGUGUGGCGUGUUGGAGAUGUGGCUGAAUACCAGUGUGAGAAAGGCUUCAAGGUCUAUGGUAAUCCCUCUCGUGCCUGCAUCAGCAAUGGAGUUGAUGGGGAAUGGGAAGGAAGUGUCCCAGAGUGUCGGGUCGUCAAGUGCCCUGGAGCAGCCAAGCCUCGGAACGGGGUUGUGUACGUGGUCUACCGUCCCCCCCCAACAUCCAUUGUCUUCCCUCAGUCGCAUACCUUCCCCCUACUUGAAGUUGACUCAGAGGUUGUUGUACCAAGAAAUAAGAGGGAGGCCAGGCCUUUAGACUUCCCAAGUAUUGGCUAUGAAGAUUUUAGUGAUCCAUUUGACAGUGAGUUUUCACAGUCAGCUGGCCCUGAGGUUGAUUACUAUGGUCAGUCUCAUGGUGAUUAUUUUGAGCAGUCUCCAGGUGAUGGAUCAGAAAUAUUUGGUCAGUCCUCAAAUGGAUUUGACGAGUUUGGUCAGUCCUCAAAUGGAUUUGACGAGUUUGGUCAGUCCUCAAAUGGAAGUGAAAUAUUUGGUCAGUCCUCAAAUGGCUUUGAUGAUUUUAGUCAGUCCUCAAAUGGCUUUGAUGAUUUUAGUCAGUCAUCUAAUGGUUUUGAUGACUUUAGUCAGACAUCUAAUGGUUUUGAUGACUUUGGACAAGGCCAGGUGGUUGAGGUUCUAGAGGACAACCUCUAUGAUGUCGUGGUUGAAUAUGACUGUCAGCCUGGCCAUAAGCUCAUUGGUGCCCACCGUCGCCGCUGCACUGAGACAGGCGAGUGGGAUGCCCCAGCACCAAUCUGUUAUGAGGAUUACUGCUCUACGCUGCCUGCAGUACCCAACAGUCAUAUAGUUUACACUGGCUCAGGAAUAAACAGUCGAGCUGAGUAUGUGUGUAACGAAGGCUAUACCCUUGUGGAUGGUGAUUUUGAACUUUUGUGCCAAGCUAACAAGGCAUGGCUAGGAGUUGUGCCAUCCUGCCAGAUAGUAAACUGUGGCCAGCCUCCAGAUGUUGGCAAUGGGACUGUGGAGGUAACAGAAACAACGUAUGGCUCCUUGGCAACAUACGAUUGCUUCUUUGGCUUUGUGCUUGAGGGGAGUGCUGAGCGACGCUGCAGUGCUGAUGGCUUGUGGGAUGGGAUUCAUCCACGAUGUGUAGCAGUGACGUGUACUGUGCCACCACUCAUUGUCAAUGGAUACAUAGCUUAUGAGGGAAACAUGUACGUUAACUCUCAGAUUGAAUACGAGUGUCAGGAAUGCUACAAGCUAAAUGGCACUCAAUAUAGAACUUGCACUGUUGAUGGCACCUGGACCUUAGAGGAGCCUGCUUGCAACCUUAUCUACUGUGACCCCUUGCCAAACAGCAUACCUAAUGGCCGUGUGAUUGGCAGUGACAACUCCUGUGGCUCCCUGGUGGAGUACGAAUGUUCUGCAGGGUAUGAACUGCGUGGCAGCCAAAAGGCGACUUGUUUGGAUAAUGAGAAAUGGAGCUCCCCAACCCCAACUUGUGAGAGGGUGAGCUGUGGGGCACCUCCCCCCCUGUAUGGUGGCAGACCUGUUGGGGUGUCAUUCCUCUUUACCGACAAAAUCACCUACGAGUGUGACGAGGGACAUGUAUUAAGAGGAGGGAGCGUCCGAGUCUGUCAGGAUAAUGCCACCUGGUCAGGCUCAGCCCCACGCUGUGACAUCGUUAACUGUACCACUUUGGAGUCACCAGCAAACGGAGUGGUUACCAUGACUGGACGAUCCUUUGGAUCAUAUGCUAAUGUGCUGUGCAAUCCUGGCUUCCGUGCUGUAAGAGAGACAACAUUCAUGUGUGGUGCAACAGGACACUGGGACAAGGAACUGCCACAGUGUGUCCAGAUAAUGUGUCCUCCUGCAUCCAGACCUCCAUAUGCUACGUACAACUCCAGUGAGUCACACUUUGCUGCAUUCACAACAUUGCAUUACGAGUGUGAGGAGGGCUACACUGCUUCCUCCCAGACUACAUACUUGACUUGCAGUAGCAUUGGAGAGUGGGUUGGAGGGGUUAUAGAGUGUCAACCAGUCAGUUGUGGGGACCCUGGUACCCUGCCUCAUGGGUACAUCAAUGGUACCAACUUCACCUUUGGUAACCAGGUCCAUUUCUCAUGCUGGGAUGGUUACAAGCUCCUAGGGGCACCUACAGCUAAGUGCCUUGCAGAUGGAAGUUGGAGCAACUAUGUCACUUCAUGUCUCAAGAUAACAUGUCCAGAACCAGAUCAGAUCAUGUUUGGAAGUCUGGUUGCAGAUAGCCAGGACAUUUCAUAUGGUACUUCCCUGACAUACCAGUGUGAUGCAGGCUACAUCUUACAAGGCCACUCUAACCUUAAAUGUGGUGCUGAUGGGCAGUGGAUGGGAGCCUCCCCAACCUGCCAGCCAGUCACCUGCCCUGAGCCUCCAGAGCCCUUGAAUUCAAUGAGGACAGGAGACACAUAUGAGUACAGCCACAAUGUAACAUACACCUGCUAUGAGGGCUACUACUUGGUUGGAGAAGGCACUCAGGAGUGCCAGGCUGAUGGGACCUGGUCCAGCCAGACUCCCAUCUGUGAAGUGAUUACCUGUCCAGAAAUACCUGAUAUUCCUCAUGGUAACUGGACCAGGAAGAGCUUUACUGAAUUCCUAUUCAAGACUGAGCCAUUGACACAAGCAGUGGUAGGUAAAGCAGCACACAAAGUUAAAAAAGGACAUGGAAGGAGAAGGGAACUUUCCCGCAUCCAAACCCUCUUGCCAAGUCAAGUUGAAGAGGGGCUGAUAUUUGAGUAUGGCGAAGAAGUGGAGUUCAGAUGUGACAAUGGCUACUCCAUGGCUUCCAGUGGACUACUGAGGUGUACAGAAGAUGGGUGGAGUGACUCCAUUCCUCAGUGCCACCCAAUAUCCUGUCCCAUUCCCAUCAAUAUUCGCCAAGGGACCAUCACCGGCGAUGACUUUUCUUUUGGAGCAACCAUCAAUUAUGAGUGUAAUGAAGGCUACGAACUCUUUGGGGUGGCUUCUCGCACCUGUCAGGAGAGCAAGGAGUGGACAGACAUUGAGCCGUACUGCAGGAUUAUAGAAUGUCCAAGACCUGCGCCUCUGGUCAACGGACAGAUGGUUGGUGAGAGUGUCAAGUACCAGUCAGUCCUGAGCUACAUGUGUGACCCGGGCUUCAGGCUGGAGGGAGUGCACAGCAGGACGUGCCAGAGUAAUGGGUACUGGACAGACGAGCAGCCCAUGUGUGUGGAGCUGUUUUGUGACAUGCCUGCAGAGGUACCCCAUGGCAUCAGAGACAUAGGCUCCCUGAAGGUUGGGGGCACUGUGCGGUACUCAUGUGUUGAGGGCUACCGCAUGGAAGGAGCAGCUGUCCUUAACUGUGUGCAAGAGAGACAUUGGGACACCUCACCACCUCGUUGCGUUCAGAUUGACUGUGGUCCACCACCCUCAGGAGACAACGUGGUGGUGGAGGGCAACAGCACCACUUAUGGAUCCCAGGUGACCUUCCAGUGUGAGCGAGGAUACCAUCUAGAUGGGCCUGAAUGGAGCACCUGUGUACAGUCUGGGCAGUGGACUGCACGAGCACCUCUGUGUGAGCUCACCCUGUGCUCCGACCCUGCCUCUCCCCAACAUGGAUACAUAGUGCAGAAAGAAGAGACCAUUGUGGAAGAGGAGGAUGAGAAUGAAGUGCAAGAUGAAGUAGAGGUCUUUGAGUUCCUUCCACAAACUCAAAAGUUGAAGAAGAGCAAGAAAAAGGGGAAAAAGGGCAAAAAAGGCCACAAGAAGAACAGGGAAGUGUUGAGUCGAGUGGUUGAAAAAAUUUAUCGAGUAGAUGAUGAGGUCACGUGGGCCUGUGAUGAGGGGUAUGAAGCCAGAGGUUCGACCAAGGCUGCAUGUACUGAGUCGGGAACAUGGUCAAACGAGCCUGUACGCUGCCGAAGAGUGUCCUGCAGCCCUCCCAGCUACCCUGACAAUGCAAUUGUUGAUGUCACAGAGUUUCUCUAUGGAAGCACUGCCAACUACUCAUGUCGUGAGGGUUAUGCCAUGGAAGGAACAGGUGUGUUGAGGUGUGAGGCUGACGGUUCCUGGAGCUCUGAGCCACCCACCUGCCGUCCAGUGGAGUGUGGGCCGCCCUCUGUCCUGCCCUUUAGCAUCACACACUUUGUGGUGGCAGAGCAUGGAGUGAAGUACGGCUAUGCCUCUACCGUCUCAUAUUCAUGUGUGGAAGGUUAUGAGCUUCAAGGAGGUGAGUAUCGGGUGUGUGAGGCUGAUGGGACGUGGCAUGGAGACUCCUAUACCUGUGUGGAGUCACUGUGUAGUGAGCCUCCUCCCUUGCUGAACGGUGAGGCACUCAUUGACAAGACCGUGCGACCCCAGAGAGCCACCUUCUCCUGCAACCAUGGCUACAGCUUGACUGGAGAUGAGAUGGUCACCUGCAGUUUAGGUCACUGGCUGGACUACAACACUACCUGUGAUCCAGUCAACUGCUUUGAGCCAGCAGUGCCAGCCUACGGGAAAAUAACAGCCAAACACUUCAGUCUGGGCAGCAUCGCCAACUACUCCUGCAUGUACGGCUACAUGCUGGUGGGCAACCCGUCAGUGGAGUGUGAUGUGGAUGCCACCUGGAAGGGCGACAUCCCUGUGUGUCUGCCAGUUGACUGUGGCUCCCUUGAGGCACCUACAAAUGGGAAGCUGGAGAGCCAUUACACUGUGCUGCACUCAAGGGCACGAUACAGCUGUGAUCCUGGAUACCAACUCUUUGGGGAAAAAGUCAGAACCUGUACAACAAAUGCCACAUGGAGUGGGAAUGAUCCUCAGUGUUUCAGGAAGGACUGUGGGGAAAUGAAGGCUCCCAAGUAUGGGUUUGCCAUGGGUGUUGGGACCCAGUAUGGAGACCAGGUCAAGUUCAGGUGUGAGGAGGGAUAUAUACUGCAUGGAGAGCCCCACAUCACAUGCCAAGCCUCUGGAGAGUGGUCGUCCAUCACUCCAACCUGCCAGGCUGUUAAGUGUGGCCCACCCCCCUCACCACCCAAGACAGCCAGCCUGCCCCCUGCCCUCACCUCCAACAGGGUGUAUCAAGACCAGGUUUACUACACCUGCCAAGAUGGGUUCAUCAUGCGUGGUGACCUGAGUUCAGUGUGCCUGGAAACUGGCCAGUGGUCCAGUGUCAGGGGACAGUGCUCAAGACUGUCAUGUGGACGGCCAAGAGUCAACACAAAUGGUGCAGUGAUUAUCGGAAGGUCAUUUUACUACAAGGACAGAGUGAGGUACCGCUGUCCACCCGGCACAAUCACCAACGGGUCAUCAGUACUGACCUGCCUGAGUGACGGGUCAUGGUCAGGACUGCCAGACUGUGUAUCCAACUGUGGCCGCCGCUGCCUGCAUGGGGGUGUCUGCCUGACCAACCAUGUGUGUUCUUGUCCUCCAGGCUAUGUUGGGGACCAUUGCCAGCACGCUCUCUGUACCCCCUCGUGUCUGAAUGGCGGCACCUGCGUUGCGCCGUACAAGUGCAGCUGCCAAGAAGGCUACACUGGCACUCGUUGCCAGACCCCUCUUUGUCUGCUGCCGUGCCUGCAUGGCGGUGUCUGCACCGGGCCUCAUCGCUGCACCUGCCUCCCGGGGUACUCUGGAUCCCGUUGUCAAACGCCGGUGUGUGAGGGAGGCUGUGGCCAUGGCAGCAGGUGUAUUGGCCCCAAUGUGUGUCACUGUAUCGAUGGACGCAUUGCUGCAUCCUGCACUGAUGAAUAUGAGUAUGACUACAGCUACUAUGGAGGUUAUGACUACGGACUGGAACAGGAGAGCACUGUCCUAGAGGGGCCGGAUGUGGAAGAUGUGAACUACAUCACAGCGGCCUAGCAUGGAUCAUUGUCACUGGCCAGAGACUUGGUCAGAGAGAGAGGAAGGCCUUUAUUUAUUUAUCAGUACUAGAACAGAUAGGCCAAGGGUAAAAUCACAGCCCUUUUAUGCCUGAGUAGUACAAGGAUGCAGAAAUGUUUGAAGUAUUCAGUAUGAUGAGUGAUUACUGAUCAUUUUAUUGGAGAGCUCUAAACCCCAGGUAGCUUUUCAAGAAAUGUGCCUUAUGUGUGCCAUCUUGAAUAGACCUGGAGUUUGUGGCAAGCAUAAGGGAAGAUUGUUUGUGUUAGUCUCAGUUCUAAGACUUCUGUUCCCCACAGCAAGAACAUAGACCUCUCUCUUGUUCGGGGCAUAGCCAAGGUCUUCCAAUUUUGUGAUUAGUGAGGUGAACACGAGCAUUGCAAUAUUCUACAAAAUAAAUUUGAUUCAGGAAAGCAGUCUGAUUGGUAUAUAUAUAUAUAUAUAUAUAUAUAUAUAUAUAUAUAUAUAUAUAUAUAUAUAUAUAUAUAUAUAUAUAUAUAUAUAUAUAUAUAUAUAUAUAUAUAUAUAUAUAUAUAAAUUAAAAUUUGAAAAUGAUUCUUUUAAGAUUUAUGGAACUGUGUAAAUAAAGAUAUCAGCAUUGUUGCUCAUAGUAAAGUUCAUUAUUCAUGAGCUAUGGAAAUAGAAAGAGAAAACUAUAUUUCUUAUUAGAAGCAUUAUAAAGAACAGUAAAAAGACUAUAUGUUAGUACACUCACAAAAGUUUGCUAUUAAUGCUACUAUAGAAGGUCCUUGCUAGCCAAACUGGAGGUUUGUCAAACAUUUUUAAGAAGUUGUAUCUCACAUCAUAAUUUAUUUGUUUGUUUUCUUUGUUUUCAAAUCAUAUGACUAAUUUGUGAAAUGGUGUCCUUUUCAGAAACAUAGAUUGUGUUGAUGAUAAGCAAUAAUAAAAUCUUGUAUAUAGUCUUUACCGUGUAGCAAAACAUGUAUAGUGAAGAGUAAUGGUUAGUUUUACCAGAGAAUAGCUCAGAGAUGUGGUUUUUAUAAUGAACCAGAAUUUAUAAGUACAAAAUGUUGAA
This is a messenger RNA of Eriocheir sinensis (Chinese mitten crab), 13611 nucleotides long. RefSeq names its product sushi, von Willebrand factor type A, EGF and pentraxin domain-containing protein 1-like. Gene Ontology annotation, molecular function: calcium ion binding. The transcript is spliced from 52 exons. The record is from RefSeq and is a predicted model, not a curated record. Bases 447 to 12557 code for a protein of 4036 amino acids. Lineage: Eukaryota; Metazoa; Arthropoda; Malacostraca; Decapoda; Varunidae.